Messenger RNA from Selaginella moellendorffii, 860 nucleotides. RefSeq names its product alpha-ketoglutarate-dependent dioxygenase alkB homolog 6. Lineage: Eukaryota; Viridiplantae; Streptophyta; Lycopodiopsida; Selaginellales; Selaginellaceae. The record is from RefSeq and is a predicted model, not a curated record. The coding region runs from base 83 to 748 and encodes 221 amino acids. The transcript has 7 exons.
AGUGAGCAGCUGAUCGCGCCUCCGAACAGGGGCUGCUCUGCAAUGCGUUCCAUAAACCCUAAAAUAUUUUCUAGGGUUCUUGAUGGAGCUCAGCAAAUAUGCCGUGGGACGCGUCGAUAGCAUCUUCUACAUUCCGGAUUUCAUCACUGCCGCCGAGCAGAGCUUCCUGCUCCAUCAGGUAAAUUCCGCUCCUAGCUCGAAAUGGAAGACGCUCACGAAUCGGCGGCUCCAAAACUGGGGUGGAAUCGUCGAAUCGAAUGGCCUCGUGCCUCAACCAUUGCCUUCUUGGCUCACAAAGAUCACCGAGAAGAUUUCUAGCGUGACAGGACUGUUUCCAUCGCCGAUCAAUCACGUCCUCGUCAAUGAAUAUCUUCCGGGCCAGGGAAUCAUGCUCCAUCAAGAUGGUCCAAGCUAUUUUCCCGUAGUAGCAAUUCUCUCUCUCGGCGCUCCAACUCUGAUGAGAUUCAAACCGCACCUUCGAUUGAUCGAAGCCACGAAGGAUUUGGAAAAAGCGCCAGAGAACACAAGCGUGGCUUUGCUGCCUGGAAGCUUGCUAAUCUUCAAAGAUGCUGCCUAUCAAGACUAUCUCCAUGGGAUUGACGAAUCCAGAGAGCAUCGUCUGGACGACAAUGUCUCUAACACUCAUCUUCUCGAUCCAAAAACAUCCAUUCUCCAGCAAAACGAAGCUCGCGUUUCUCUCACUUGCCGUUUCGUUCCAAAGCUCCGGCGAAAUUUCAUCAAACUAUAGACAUGAUAGUCGCAAUUUCAUCAAACUAUAGACAUGACAACACUAGAGACAUAGAAAAUGCUUGUACUGAGAAUAUGCCGGUUUAAAAAGGUUUUAAAGGAAGGAGGCAAAA